Acipenser ruthenus (sterlet) is the source of this 1606-nucleotide messenger RNA. Its product is annotated as MFS-type transporter SLC18B1-like. NCBI's taxonomy places the organism in Eukaryota, Metazoa, Chordata, Actinopteri, Acipenseriformes, Acipenseridae. The record is from RefSeq and is a predicted model, not a curated record. Gene Ontology annotation, biological process: transmembrane transport. The coding region runs from base 125 to 1507 and encodes 460 amino acids. The transcript has 14 exons. Gene Ontology annotation, molecular function: transmembrane transporter activity.
AUUGCUCAAGAAGAGUCUGUCCGCAACCUAUGAGCUUUAACCCUAGUAUAAACUCCUUCAAAAACAAAUAUCGGAAGGGGAUUUAUUACUACACUGUGAAUAUUUUCUCUAUGUAAAUUCAGUCAUGAACGGCAACACCGACAAUCACCUGCCAGCAGAUAAUGAUGCUCCAGAUGAAUCAGCAGGGGGAACACAAAGGAUGUCAAAAACCCAGAUUCUUACCCUUAUGUCAACUGCAUCUGUAAACUUUAGUUCUAUGAUAUGCUAUUCCAUUUUAGGACCAUUUUUUCCAAAUGAGGCUGUGAAAAAGGGUGCCAGCGACACCACUGUUGGACUGAUAUUUGGAUGCUACGCCUUCUUCAAUCUACUGGGCUCUUUAAUAUUAGGGAAAUAUAUUGUACAAAUUGGGACAAAAUUUAUGCUUAUUGCUGGACUGUUUGUAUCAGCAUGGUGUACAAUUAUUUUUGGUCUGCUUGACAGAUUGCCAGAUGGAACAGUUUUUAUAGUUAUGUGCUUCAUCACAAGAUCCAUAGAUGCAAUAGGCUUUGCUGGAGCAAUGACAUCAUCUUUUGCUACUAUUGCAAAGGUCUUUCCGAACAAUAUCGCUACAGUGUUUGGAUGUUUGGAAAUUUUCACAGGGCUUGGUUUUGUACUAGGGCCUCCAAUUGGUGGCUUUUUGUACCAAUCGUAUGGAUAUGAGAUCCCUUUCAUUUCACUGGGAUGUGUUCUUCUUUUAAUGGUGCCAUUUAACAUGUGUGUUUUACCAAGCUACGAUGCCACUCCCAGCAAAGAUUCUUUUUGGAGGCUUUUCACUCUGCCGAAGAUUGUGCUUAUAUGUUUCGUUAUCUUUGCUAUGAGUUCAUCUCUUAGUUUUCUGGAUCCAACCAUGUCCCUCUUUAUAAAGGAAAAGUUCAACAUGCCAUCACAUUAUGUAGGACUCAUAUUCAUCAGUUUGGCAUUGUCAUAUUCACUAUCAUCGCCUUUAUUGGGAGUAGUUAGCGACAAAAUGCCUACCCUUCGAAAAUGGCUUAUGGUGAUUGGAGGAAUGUUAUCGGCCGUUGGCUUUUAUUUAUUAGGCCCUGUGCCAAUUUUUAACAUCAAAAGCCAACUGUGGUUGUUUGUCCUGAUGCUGGUCCUUAUUGGGUUUUCGUUAGGCAUGACAGGAAUCCCCACUUUCCCUGAGAUCCUCACUUGUGUAAUCGAAAAUGGAUUUGAGGAGGGCUUAAGUACAUUAGGCCUUGUGUCUGGUAUGUUCAAUGCAGUGUGGUCAUGUGGAAUGUUCCUUGGUCCAACACUUGGUGGAUUCCUUGUAGAAAAAAUUAAUUUUGAGUGGUCUUCAGCCAUUCAAGGGAGCAUUGUGUUAAUUGCUUCCUCCCUCCUGGGUAUAUACUUCAUCAUAGAAGGAAGGUGGAAAAAAAGGUCUCCUCCAACAUCUACGACUGGAUCAGAUGAAGAAACAUCUCCUCUGUUGCCCAAUGGCAUAGAGCCUAACUAUAAACUCUCCUGAACAAAAUGUAUUCAUGUUUCAAAUGUAUACUACAGCACAUACUGUAAGAUGAUCUGUUUUUGCUGCUGUACAAGAAUAAACAAGUGCAUGGAAGCAAAA